This is a messenger RNA of Pezoporus flaviventris, 4333 nucleotides long. It is a transcript of the gene GTF2I, whose product is annotated as general transcription factor IIi. The transcript is spliced from 34 exons. The record is from RefSeq and is a predicted model, not a curated record. NCBI's taxonomy places the organism in Eukaryota, Metazoa, Chordata, Aves, Psittaciformes, Psittacidae. Gene Ontology annotation, molecular function: DNA-binding transcription factor activity. Gene Ontology annotation, cellular component: nucleus. The coding region runs from base 46 to 3108 and encodes 1020 amino acids.
UGUGAGCCGCUGCCCGAGCCCUGGGGUGGGGGUGCCGGGCAGCUCAUGAAGAAAAUGGCCCAAACUACUGCACCAGCAACAUCCAUUCGUGAUAAGGAUUUCUCUGAAAGCAGAAUGGUGAUUACAUUCCUCAUGUCAGCACUUGAGUCAAUGUGUAAAGAACUUGCCAAGUCCAAAGCAGAAGUUGCCUGUAUUGCUGUGUAUGAAACAGAUGUGUUUGUAGUUGGAACUGAGAGAGGAAGAGGCUUUGUCAAUUCUAGGAAGGAUUUUCAGAAGGAUUUUGUUAAAUACUGUGUUACAGAAGAGGAGAGGGCUGCAGAACUGCAGGAAACAAAGACUAUACCACCUAUAAAUAGACUGCCAGUGGAUACUGUGGAACUCGAAGCUCUCAGGAAGUCUGUGGAGGACUUUUUCUGCCUUUGCUAUGGUAAAGCUUUAGGAAAGUCAACGGUGGUACCUGUGCCAUAUGAGAAGAUUCAGAGGGACCAGUCUGCUGUGGUAGUGCAGGGCCUGCCUGAAGGACUUGCAUUUAAACAUCCAGCAAAUUACAACGUUUCAACCCUCAAAUGGAUUUUGGAAAACAAGUCAGGGAUCUCAUUUGUCAUUAAAAGGCCUUUCCUAGAGCCAGAGAAACACCUAGGAGCUGCUAUGACAGAUCCGUCACAAUCAAUUAUACCUCCAGGUGGAAGUUGUACUCCUGUUAAAGUGAAGACAGAACCAAACGAGGACUCAGGAAUUUCUCUGGAAAUGUCAACAGUAACAGUGAAGGAGGAACCAGAUGAUCCUGAUUACUAUCAAUAUAAUAUUCCAGGCCCUUCCGAAACAUCAGAGGUGGAUGAAAAAAAUGUUCUUGCAAAAACUUAUACAGGAAGCCACCAGGGUUCCGAUUGCAGAGAAGGAGCAGAUGAGGAAAUGCCAGUAGAAGAUUCCUCCCAGCAAACCCCUUCAGAAACGAGUGAGAAUCCUGAGGUCGAGGUCACUAUUGAAGAUGAUGAUGACUACUUGCCCCCUAACAAGAGACCAAAGAACACUGAGUCACCUAAUGAAGCUGCCAGUACUGGGAGAAGAAAAGUGAAAGAGUUCAAUUUUGAGAAAUGGAAUGCGCGAAUUACAGAGUUGAGAAAGCAAGUUGAAGAGCUGUUUGAGAAAAAAUACGCACAAGCUAUAAAAGCAAAAGGUCCUGUGUCCGUCCCAUACCCACUCUUCCAGUCACAUGUGGAAGACUUAUACGUGGAAGGGCUGCCAGAAGGAAUUCCCUUCAGGCGGCCAUCCACCUACGGCAUUCCCCGUCUUGAGAGGAUACUUCUAGCAAAGGAGCGGAUCCGGUUUGUGAUUAAAAAGCAUGAGCUUUUGAAUUCAACACAAGAUGCGCCAUUGGACAGACCUGUUGCAGGAGAUAUGUUGAAAGAGGAGUGGCUUGCCAGAAUGACCAAACUGAGAAAGACGGUAGAUCAACUCUUCUGUAAAAAGUUUGCCGAGGCCUUGGGGAGCACUGAGCCUAAAGCUGUUCCAUACCAGAAAUUUGAGGCCCAUCCUAAUGACCUCUAUGUCCAAGGGCUGCCAGAUAACAUCCCCUUUAGGAGUCCUUCCUGGUAUGGAAUCCCUCGCCUAGAAAAAAUCAUUCAAGCGAGCAACAGAAUAAAGUUUGUGAUCAAGAGGCCAGAGCUUCUAAGUGUCUCUUCAACUGAAGUUAUUCAACCCAAGUCAAACACCCCAGUGAAAGAAGAUUGGAAUAUCAGGAUCGCAAAGCUAAGAGCGCAAGUAGAAGAGAUAUUUAAUACGAAGUUUGGCCAAGCUCUGGGGCUUUCAGAGGCAGUGAAAGUUCCCUAUCCUGUAUUUGAAUCAAACUCUGAGUACUUGUACGUUGAAGGCUUGCCAGAAGGAAUCCCCUUCCGGAGUCCCACGUGGUUUGGAAUUCCACGCCUUCAAAGAAUUGUCCGUGGGAGUGGCAAAAUCAAAUUUGUUGUUAAAAAGCCUGAGCUUGUCACCUCCUAUUUGCCUCCAGGACUGGCUAGUAAAAUAAACACUAAAGCAAUGAGUCCAAAUUGUUCAAAAGGAUCACAGAGUCCUGCGGGUAACUCAACUGUUCCAGAGAUUGAAGUUACUGUUGAUGAAGGUCCUAAUAAACCACAAACAGCAGAUGCUGGAACCAAUUCUCAGACCAAUGGGUCCAAUAUGACUUACAAGCCACGAAGAAAAGAGUUUUCUUUUGAGGCGUGGAAUGCCAAAAUCACUGACUUAAAGCAGAAAGUCGAAAAUCUUUUUAAUGAAAAAUGUGGUGAAGCUUUGGGGCUGACUGAACCGGUGCAGGUGCCAUUUGCGUUGUUUGAAUCGUCCCCGGAGGUUUUCUGUGUGGAAGGACUACCCGAGGGGGUGCCAUUCCGCCGACCUUCUACUUUUGGAAUUCCAAGACUAGAGAAGAUCCUGAGAAACAAAUCUAAGAUAAAAUUCAUUAUUAAAAAGCCUGAGAUGCUUGAGGCAGCUGUUAAGGAAAUUUCUGCUAGAAGCCCCCAAAGUAAAAAUAAUUCAUCAAAUAAACCCGAUACAGCAAGCACCCCAACAAACACAGUGGUGAACACAGCGGUGAACACAGCUGCAGGUGUUGAAGAUCUUAACAUCAUUCAAGUAACUAUACCAGAUGAUGAAAAUGAGCGACUGUCAAAAGUGGAAAGGGCCAGACAAUUGAGAGAGCAAGUCGGUGAUCUUUUUAGCCGGAAAUUUGGUGAAGCCAUUGGUAUGAAUUUUCCUGUGAAAGUCCCAUACAGAAAAAUCACCACCAACCCUGGCUGUGUGGUGGUGAAUGGGCUGCCUCCUGGUGUGGCAUUUAGAGCUCCCAGUUACCUGGAGAUCAGCUCCAUGAGGAAGAUUUUGGAAUCCGCAGAGUUUAUCAAAUUUACUGUCGUUCGACCAUUUCCAGGACUUGUGAUUAACAAUCAGCUGAUGGAAAAAGCUGAAGCAGAAGCACCACCAACAGCACCAACAACGGCACCAGCAGCACCAGUACUACCAGAGCCAGCUGACCCAAGCCAAAUGGAAGUGUCUGUAAGAGAAAUUACAGAAACAGAAGAAAAUCCUCAAAUAAAGCAAGAGCCAGACCCAACGUGGUAGACCUCAUCAGUGCUGGGUAAGAGAAUUUAGUCUAUCUUGAAGUCAAUACCUUUUAAGGUAGGAUGUUUUUUGUCAUUUGGGGUAUCAGAAGAGGUCUGAGAUACAGGACUGAAUGCCAAAAGGUACCAAUUCUUAUAAAUUAUGUCAUUUGUCUCAGUUCUCAGCUAUAAAAUGGAGGAUGUUUUCAGUACCUUACCCAAAUGCCAUGUAAAACACACUGCUCAGAUUUGGGAGGCAGGCAGCCCUGGCAAAAUGUGGCCUAUAAGGAAAAAUGGGUGAUGGUAAUUACAUUGCUCAGAGGCAGAAUAAAUGAAGGCUUAGGGAAUUAGUGUUUAUGAAGAGCUCUGACACAGUUAUGUGAAAGAGCAGCAUUAUUGUUGGUAUUUCCAAUGUAUUUCCAAACCGUAACUGAGCAGGAAAGAGAAAAACUGCACUCUAAUUGCAGUGUUGUCUAAGCUUGGGACACUUGGUAAGGCUAUUAGCUGUGGUGACAAACCAGCUUCUUUAAAAGGUUUUUUUUUCUUUUCCAUUAACUUUUAUGAAAAGCUUAGUUUAAUUUACAAUGCAGAAAUGUCCAAAAUUUUUUGUUACACUAUUUUAAACUCCACAUAUUCCUAAAACUGACAUUUUGAUGGAGGUGGAAAGCAGUACUAGCAAUGCUGACGUGUCACCAGAUGUAAAAGGCUGACCCACAUGGUUGUGAGUCUGCUUCAUUCAGAGAAAAUGCCAGUUUUUAGCUACCGCAGCUCUGUCAUGCUUUCUCCUGUUUCAGUUUUUAGAUAAUAUUCCAAACCAUGUAUUUUCCUCAUUGUGUAGUGUUUGAUACUUCACUAAUUUGAUGUGAUUGGUACCAAGUUGGCAGCAUUUCUUUAGUACACUUGAGCUGUAAACACUCCAGUUUAGUAAGAAAAGGACAUGGUAUUUGUCUUGGAGGUCUGGGAACUGUAACAGUUCUGAGGGCACAGACAGCCCACCCACAAAACCAGGCUCUGGGUCUUUAUCACUCUCAGCUGCUCAGGCCAGCAGAAAUAAUGUGGUUUGCCCUUCACAUGAGGCUGUGGGUAGGGGAGCUGGAGCCUGCAGAUUCAACUCCUGGAACCAUGCAAGUUUUGAAGACUAGGACACUCUUGGCCAUGGCCCUUUGUCCAUGCAGGAGAUGGGAUAAGUGGCUGAAGAGACAAACCCAGACAUGAUUUGGUAGAAACUUGCAGAGGCUGAAACAGCU